Messenger RNA from Mesocestoides corti, 1539 nucleotides. Lineage: Eukaryota; Metazoa; Platyhelminthes; Cestoda; Cyclophyllidea; Mesocestoididae. The record is from the annotation of a GenBank genome assembly.
AUGGACAGGAGAGCCGAAAUCCUAUAUCAUCACAUCGAUUUAAUGAAGGAGACCUACAUCAAACGACUAAAGGAGUUUGUCGCAAUUCCAAGCAUCUCCGAAGACCUCAACCACCGUCUUGAUGUCUUGAGAGCACUACGUUGGUGUGGAAUUCGACUCAAGAACAUGGGGUUCGACAUUCGCUACCGCAUAGUCGGGACGGAGAACGUCUACAUUGGUGAUGAGGUGCCGUUGCGCACAGAGGAGACUGCCCAUCUUCCGUACCUCCUCUGUGCUUCCCUUGGCUACGACACAACCAAGUACACGCUACUGAUCUACGGCCACGUCGACGUGAAGAUGAUUGCGCCAGGCGAGGUGUGGAAUGGCGACCCCUUCGAAAUGCAAGUGGUCGGCGAUUUCAUCUACGGUCGAGGCGUCACCGAUGACAAAGGACCUGUGCUUGGCUGGAUCAAUGCCAUUGAAACGUUCACGCAAUGCGCUAUAGAACUUCCCGUGAAUGUGCGCUUCCUUAUUGAUGGAUCAGAAGAGACCGGCUCAGAGUUAAUUCCUGAACUUUUGAGAGAGUUGAGAAAAGAUUUCCUCGUGGGCGUCGACUUCGUGGCCAUUUCAGACAAUUACUGGUUGAACAUGGACACACCGUGUCUGACCUAUGGACUGCGAGGCGUGAUCUACUUCUACGUCUACGUUGACGGAUCAAGUCGCGUCCUGCACUCUGGUACCCACGGCGGCGCUGUGCAGAACCCUCUUGUCGACUUGGAAGCGCUGAUGUGUUCCCUGGUGAGUACCAACGGGACGAUCUUGGUGCCGGGAGCCUACAGUUGCGUGCGGCGUCCCACUGAGGCUGAACUCAGGCAAGACUACUUUUUUUCCCAAAACUUCGAAACCUUGGAUUUUGACCCUGCGACUUACGCAAAGCAAAUAGGCACGGACGCAUUGUACAGCAAUGACAAGGUGGAACUUCUUCGAAGGCGUUGGCUCCUUCCAGCGGUUGAAUUCCACGGAAUCGAGAAAUCAUUCGACAGAAUUGGAGCCCCCACACUUAUACCCAAAUCGGUAAUGGGAAAGUUUUCGUUGAGGAUCGUGCCUGACCAAAAUCCCUACUUGAUGUCCGAGCGCUUCAAGUGUUACCUCCACCAGAUGCACUACCGGCGCUGCAGUGGCAACCGCUUAAGGGUGAAGAGUUUUAUCGAUGGACGCGCUUUUCUCGCUGAUCACACCUGUGUGAACUACCGCGCUGCGUACAAGGCGCUAGAGGAGGUGUGGAAGAAGAAGCCAGAUCUCACGCGAGACGGCGCUACCAUUGCCAUGGCGUGCACUCUUGAGGAGACAACCAAUAGGGACGUGGUUCUGAUCCCAAUGGGUGAGUGUCAGGACUUCCAGCACGAGGCCAGGGAACGGAUGUCUGUUCGCAACUACAUCAACGGCAUCAAAGUCUUUGUCUCCUACCUCUGCAACCUCAGUGCUGCGAUCAUAGAAGACAGCGAAGACGAGGAUAUGCGUCAAGAAGAUCGUGAUAGAUGGCGGAAGAGGUUCUGGUAG